Messenger RNA from Penicillium macrosclerotiorum, 627 nucleotides. RefSeq names its product nuclear transcription factor Y subunit beta. The record is from RefSeq and is a predicted model, not a curated record. Gene Ontology annotation, biological process: regulation of transcription by RNA polymerase II. The transcript is spliced from 4 exons. Gene Ontology annotation, molecular function: DNA-binding transcription activator activity, RNA polymerase II-specific; protein heterodimerization activity; RNA polymerase II cis-regulatory region sequence-specific DNA binding. Bases 1 to 627 code for a protein of 208 amino acids. Gene Ontology annotation, cellular component: nucleus; CCAAT-binding factor complex. Lineage: Eukaryota; Fungi; Ascomycota; Eurotiomycetes; Eurotiales; Aspergillaceae.
AUGUCGUCGACCUCGCCUUCGAAGGAGCCGGAGGUUGAAGCCGACGUGCAAUCAGGCGAAGACCAGGAGCAGAUGGACAAAGACCAGCAAGACGCCCAGGCGCAUGGACAGGGCGAAUUCGAGGUGAAGGAGCAAGAUCGGUGGCUUCCGAUUGCAAAUGUGGCGCGUAUUAUGAAGUUGGCCCUUCCGGAAAACGCAAAAAUCGCCAAAGAAGCCAAGGAGUGCAUGCAAGAGUGUGUGAGCGAGUUUAUUUCGUUCAUCACAAGCGAAGCCUCGGAGAAAUGCCAGCAGGAAAAGCGCAAGACCGUCAAUGGCGAAGACAUCUUGUUUGCUAUGACCUCUCUUGGGUUCGAGAACUAUGCCGAGGCCUUGAAGAUCUAUCUUUCCAAAUACCGCGAGACUCAAUCCGCUCGGGGUGAAAACCAGAACCGGCCGACUAGCAGUGGCUAUGGUGCUGGUGGGCCUGUCGGUGCGGCUGGAGGUCGUCCGGGAUAUGCCGAGGGCGCUGAAGGUGCGAACAGCAUCAUGAACCCCAACAUGGAUCCAUCAGAGCAAGAUGCAACAGCGUAUGGUUACCCUCCCAUGGUCGGGCAGCCACACAAUGGAGCUGGUGGGGAAUCUUAUUAG